AUGUAUCGUUAUUUGAUUAUUUUGGCUUCAAUAAUAUGUCAAAUUACUUGUGAUUGUCUUUAUCCUGAAUGGAAGAAAACUUGUCAAAACUAUUGUAUGGAUAAUCAAUUAUAUGAAAUUCAACUUAAUCAAUGUUAUAGUAUGAAUCCAAAUCAAUUAACAUGUAAAUGUAGUGGAAAAGAUUUAACUGAAAAAAUUAAAAAUAUGAUUGAGAAUAAUGAUUCUAAAUUAUCUUCAUUAAUCCCAAGUUCUACAAUUCUUAGCACUAUUCAUGGCAAUGAAAUAUGUAUCCCUUCUUAUUCUUGUACGAUUGGAAAAAUCAUUUGUCAUGGUAUCGAUGCAUAUUGUUCUUGUGAUAAUGGUUCUACUGUUGAAGGUUUAGGAGGUAAUUCACAUAGUCUAAGUACAUGA
Rotaria sp. Silwood1 is the source of this 411-nucleotide messenger RNA. The record is from the annotation of a GenBank genome assembly. Lineage: Eukaryota; Metazoa; Rotifera; Eurotatoria; Philodinida; Philodinidae.